AUGACUGAACGAAUUUUCCCAGAGCAAGAAUCUUUUUCUCUUAUCCCUUACUUUUAAAAAAAAAAUACUUUCACUACUCAAAACAUACUAUUUAAUUUUAAAAAUUAAUGAAAUUGAUAUUAAAAUCACUAUUUUAAGGCGCCUUAUAAAUUAAAAAACCUGUUAAGAAAUGGAGUUAGUUUACCAAGACCAACAACUCCAACAACAGAGCAUAUAAAUGCAGUCAAUUUUGAAAAAACAAGAAACCAGCAUACUGCUGGAUAUCCUAAAUACAAAAGACCAGAAAUUUUCGACGACAAUGCUACUGAAAUAUAUCCAACUCUUUGACUAAGGUUCAGCCAGACUGCAACAUGCAUAGGAUGCAACAAAAAAAUUGAAACCAAAGUUUCAAAAAAGCUAGGAAUAGGCGGCUUAAUUGCUAUUUGCUGCUGCACAGCACUAGGAGCCUGCUGCUGAAUUCCUUGCGCAAUUUCUUAUUUUAAAGAUACAAUACACUACUGCCCUAACUGCGAAAUGAAGCUUGGCUGCCGGUCUUUUAUCUAG
Molecule: messenger RNA, 543 nt
Organism: Blepharisma stoltei
Lineage: Eukaryota; Ciliophora; Heterotrichea; Heterotrichida; Blepharismidae
Source: the annotation of a GenBank genome assembly